Molecule: messenger RNA, 1810 nt
Organism: Chenopodium quinoa (quinoa)
Lineage: Eukaryota; Viridiplantae; Streptophyta; Magnoliopsida; Caryophyllales; Amaranthaceae
Product: disease resistance protein RPP8-like
Exons: 1
Coding region: 10-1560 (516 amino acids)
Biological process (GO): defense response to other organism
Molecular function (GO): ADP binding
Source: RefSeq, a predicted model, not a curated record
GCGAAGAAAAUGUUGAAAUUCUGCCAAGGAAUUCCACUGGCAAUUAUUGCACUUGGAGGUCUUUUGGUGACCAAGAAAACACCAGAAGAGUGGGAAACCCUUCUCGGUUUCAUGAGUUCUCACGAAAAUGGGAAGAAUAACCAACAACAAUCGUAUGAAAAAGUUAUGGAAAUAUGCUACUAUGCUUUACCAUAUUACCUCAAAAAUUGCUUGCUCCAUUUAGGUGGCUUUCCAAAAGAUUUUGAAGUACCUAAUAAGAAAUUGUGCAACAUGUGGGUAGCUGAAGGCAUCGCGGUGUUAGCAAAUGGCGAAGUUUCUAGGGGAGAAUCAUUGGAUGAUUUUGCUGAAAAUUGCUUAAGUGAGUUGAUGCAAAGAGGUUUGGUUCAAGUAUGGAAAAGGAAAACAUCAAAUGGUAGUGUAAAAUCUUGUAAAUUACAUGCUCUUAUGAGAGAAUUAUGCUUAAGAGUGUUCAAAGAUGAAAAUUUCCUAAGCAUAUUGGACUUUGAUUCUAAGGAACUAGUGCUAAAUGGAAAAACACGCCGAUUGGCUAUAUACUUGGGACAAGAAGGUAAGGAUCAGAUUGUACUUCCCCAGAAAAAUCCUGUUCUUAGGUCUCUUUUGUUGUUCCCUUCUCAAAAAGAGAGACCGGAAGUAAAUCAUGCAUCGGUUAAAGUCCUUUGUCGAGAGUCUCAAUUGAUUCGCGUCUUAGAUCUUGAAGGAGUUGUAGUAAGUUCUAAGACUUUGCCUAAGGAAAUUGGGGACUUUAUUUUUUUGAGGUACUUAAGCUUGAGGGAUAUGCUUCUUACAAAAAUACCACCAACAAUAGGUUGUCUAAGGUGGCUCGAAACACUUGAUUUAAGAGCUAAGGUAAGGCUCGAGAUACCUAAUGUUUUAUGGUGUCUCGAAAGGCUAAGAAAUCUAUACCUACCUUGCUAUUUCACUAUCAAAGAUUCUGAGAAGUUGAGAUUGGAUAACUUGAAGAACUUACUAACACUGAAGAAUGUGAACCAUUUCUUACUCGAAGAUGUGCUUUCGAUGAAAAAACUAAGAAAAGCCUCAGUUCGAUACAUGCUUGAGAACGAGCACAUUGAAUUCAUUCAGAAAUCUCCUAAGGUUGUGUUUAGCCUUACUAUCUUUAGAGCUAUAAUUGGCAAAGAGCAUGUAAACGCGUUAAUAAGUUUUGCUAACUUGAUCAAACUUGAGCUAAAAGGAGAGGUAUCAGUACCAAUACAUGACCUCAAAUUUCCUCCGAAUUUGAAGAAGUUGGUCUUAGAUUUUUGUGGGAUUAUGCAAGACCCAAUGCCGGUCCUAGAAAAGCUUCCUAAUUUAACAAGCCUUUGCCUUGAUCACCAAGCUUAUGUAGGGCAAAAGAUGAUUUGCUCUGCUUCGGGUUUCCCUCAGCUUACUUACUUGAGGCUUCAUGGCCUUAAAAGUUUACACGAGUUGAACGUCGAACAUGGUGCCAUGCCGAAUCUUAAGUACUUGGAGGUACGAAUUUGUGAACGAUUGACAAAGAUUCCUGAAGAUCUUCCUGAGCAGGUUCAAAUUACACAUAUUUGACAGCAUUUUGGGGAGUUUUGCAAAUGAUGUUGUUUGGUACUUUAUGAUUAAUUUUUGGUUGUACAAUUUUCCUGCUGUUUUUUCCCUUCUGUUUGGUGUUUUUGUGUUUGUACACACUUGAUUGAAAUGUCUUUUGAUAUCUGUACUACUUGUAUUAAAAAGGAGUUUUGGAAGAGUUAUUUGAUUGUCUAGAGCAACUCCAAGGCUUUUUCAAGCACUUUUUUCAAAACAUCUUCUACUCUGUAUGAUG